AUGGUGGCCGAAACUAAGCUCUACGAUGCCUUGGGUAUCCAGCCCACGGCAUCGCAGGACGAGAUCAAAAAGGCCUAUCGCAAGGCCGCCCUGAAGCACCAUCCAGACAAGAACAAGGAUGACCCCAAAUCAGCUGAGAAAUUCAAAGAUGUCUCUCAAGCCUACGAAGUCCUCUCCGACCCCGAGAAACGCAAGGUCUAUGACCAGUUUGGCCUUGAGUACCUCCUCCGUGGCGGUCCCGCCCCGUCUCCUGGCGGUGGUGGAGGUGGUGCCGGCGGUAUGCCCGGAGGCUUCAACUUUGGCGGGAUGCCAUCAGGCGGCGGUGGCACGCGCACAUUCCACUUCUCAACCGGUGACGGUGGCGGUGGAUUCCGCUUCAGCAAUGCGGACGACAUCUUCCGAGAGUUUGCUAAGGCCGGCGGUGCUGGAGGUGGUGGUGGUGGCGGCGGCGGCGGCAUGGGCGGAUUUGACGACGAUAUUUUCUCAAUGCUCGGCGGCGGCGGCGGCGGCUUCCGUAGCCGCCCAAGUGGAGGUGGUUUCACGUCAAAGGCUAACCGUGCUCCGACGCCAGAGCCUACCGUCAUCGAGAAGGACCUGCCGCUGACACUGGAGGAGAUCUUCAAUGGAACCACCAAGACCGUGAAAGCUAAGAGCAAGUCGUUUGAUGCGAGUGGUAGGCGCACUGUGCAGGACGUGCCGCUAGAAGCUGUCAUCAAACCCGGAAUGCGCGCCGGGACCAAGAUCAAGUACAGGAAUAUUGGAGACGGCGAAGAAGGAGGCCGACAAGAUAUGGUCCUGGUGGUGAAAUAUCUCGAUCACCCGGACUUCAAGCGUGAGGGCGACAACCUCAUCACAACCGUUGAUCUCAGCCUCAAAGAAGCCUUGACUGGCUGGGAGCGCAUCGUUCGGACCAUCGAUGGAAAAUCGAUCCGCGUCUCCAAACCUGGUCCCACACAGCCCGGCCACGAGGAACACUACCCAGGCUGGGGCAUGCCGAACUCCAAGAAGCCUAGCGAGCGGGGCGACCUCGUCGUUCGCGUAAAGGUCACGUUCCCGACGACGCUGAGCUCCGAGACAAAAGCCAUCCUCAAGGACCUCCUGCCCUAA
This is a messenger RNA of Penicillium canariense, 1107 nucleotides long. RefSeq names its product putative DnaJ domain protein Psi. Gene Ontology annotation, molecular function: protein-folding chaperone binding. The record is from RefSeq and is a predicted model, not a curated record. The coding region runs from base 1 to 1107 and encodes 368 amino acids. Gene Ontology annotation, cellular component: cytosol. Lineage: Eukaryota; Fungi; Ascomycota; Eurotiomycetes; Eurotiales; Aspergillaceae. The transcript is spliced from 3 exons. Gene Ontology annotation, biological process: translational initiation.